Molecule: messenger RNA, 2145 nt
Organism: Python bivittatus (Burmese python)
Lineage: Eukaryota; Metazoa; Chordata; Lepidosauria; Squamata; Pythonidae
Product: Fanconi anemia group F protein-like
Biological process (GO): interstrand cross-link repair
Cellular component (GO): Fanconi anaemia nuclear complex
Source: RefSeq, a predicted model, not a curated record
ACAAGGAAUUUUGCUCUGUCUCAUGGAGAUGCUGCUCUUGAAAACUGAGCAGCUGCCUAGCCUUUUGGCAGCCUCCCGCUCACAACUGGUACAAAGUUGGGAUCCCCCAACUUUAAUGCAAGCUCUAAAUUGGGGCCGCUUCUUCCAGCAACUCCACAGCCAUCUUCAGGCUCAGCCAAGCCUCCGGGAAGCUUUGAAGCGACAGCUGAAAAAAAAAGGUCUAGUCAGGUUAAGUCAGUUGAGGCGCUGCCCAGAGCUGCUGGGGUUGGCACUGCUGGAGAAUCGGGCAUUGCCCUCUACCACCCGCCACAGCCUUUUCUGUAGCUUCUUGAUCCCAGCAACUGGUGGGGAGGAGCCCUUCAUCAGUCUACUAGCAAGACGUAGAGCUGCCUCCCAACUUCUCCUUGGUCACUUGGAACCUCCUGUAAAAGAAACAGCUGGUGUUAAGCAAUGGGAAGGCCUGCCAGUGAGAGUCCAGGCUCAGCUGCUGCUUUCGCAGCUACGAGAUGAUGGAGGAGGUGAUGGGGACCAAGGCCGAUCUUCCUCAGCCUUGUUGGACUGUUUGCCCUGCGGUCCUGUCCUCUAUAGAACAGUGGCUGCAGCACUGGUGGAGCCUGGUUGGGAAGUGGAGGCCAGGGUGUUGCUCCUCCCUUGGUUGCUCCUCGGAGACCCAGCUCGUCUGUCAUCAUUCUGCCGCUUUCUGUCUCCCCAGUGUUUGGCUUCACUUUGUGCCCAUUAUCCUGAAUUACUUGCUUCUUAUUUGAGUUUCCUCUCAGCCUGGGGAAGCUGCCUCAGUUAUGAUCCUCUGCAUGGGGAAUGGCAAACUAGUGGUCUAAAAGAAGAUGAAGUACCUUGGCAGGAGAUGCAGGACCGUAUCCGUUGCCUUUAUCAGGUGCCAGAGCCUCUGGGCAGCGCAGUCCAGACUCGCCUAAGACAGCUUAAAGCCCAGGAUGGGGACUUCGAAGUCCGAGGUCUGAGCAUUUGGACUGAUCUUUUACUGGAUAUGGAGAUGCCUGCUUUUGAAAGGAAACCUGGGAGAUUUAUUAUCUCCUGUAAAGUUUAACUCACAGUCACUAAAAAUGUUGAAUGAAAAAAGCAUAGGUAUUAUACAAAGCAAGUGUAAAAUUCUAUGAUAGUUACAAAAAGAUAUAGAUUUAAUAGCUAAAUAAAUGUAAACUUGGGGAAACUAGCUUGAUCUUAUGAUCUGGUUUACUAAUCCAUAGUGAAGAAAGAAUGCCUUUAAAGUGAGUGCUGUUAAGUAUAUAUAGGUUAAAUAUUUUAAAAUUAGCUGGCUGAUUUUUGUUCCAAUUGAGAUUUAUUCCAUCCUAAAAUGGUGGUCCAAAGAGUGUCUUUUAUUUGCACUGUGAAGUAGCUUGAGAAAGAAUGUUUUAAGAAUAGUUACAUUUGUGAAAACCUAAAGUAGCAAUGUGCCAAAGUGCAAUCUUGCUACAGAACUAGAGCAGUUAGUUGAUUAAAAAAUAAAUUGUAAUGUAUAUAGCUGUUCCAGAAACAUUUAAUACAUGUAUUUAGUAACUGAAGAUACAGCCUAAGUGAUAGAAUCACACUAAUUGGAUAUUGAGCACUAUUAGCUUUUUAUUCAUUGCUUUCCUAUUUAAUAUAUUUUACAACCUAUAAUACAUGGGGCACACUGUCUCUUAAGUUAUUCCUGAAACAAAAUGAGGAAGGGGUUGAACUUUGAUGAUGGGAAGCAAGGCAUUUUGAUGUUUACUGAAAAUCUGUGCUAAAGGGGUGCAGUCUGUUCUUGUGAAACAGCAAUGACUGUGGUUUUAUAACCAGAUUCUUUUCAAAUGAACUUGAAAGUAAAUGGGAACAGAGAUCAGCAUUGCCUUAUAUCCAUGUUAGCCUUACAGCAGAGAGUUGUGGUGAAGGUGCACUAUAUAACAGUGUACAUUCUGCAUCAUAAAUUAUAUAAUGAAGUGCCAGUUUGGAUUUUGCACCUAUAUGGAAUGAUUUCUAAAAGGGUGGUUCUAUUUUUGCUUAAAAUAUGCUGUGUGGUUUUAAAAAACAUUUAUUUAGAAAAAGAGCAAGAUUUGUGGUUCUAGAUAUACAGUCUCAAAUGAUGUUCCCUUCAGAUGACUUUAGUAUCUAUAGGAAAGGUUAAAAAAUAAAGUGAUGUAUAUAUGG